AGUAGUAUGCUACGUUGCAAAAGGGCGCAUAGGGGGCGCUUGUGAGCAGCACUUUUCUGGAACUUCAAAUGACAAAUGGGACACCCUACUUCACACAAACACAGCAAGGCUAAUGGAAGAACUCAAGUGUAUAUCAAGUGUGCCAUUGCAGACAGAGCCUGAAUCUGCUGCCCAUGUGAUCCCAACAUGCAGCUUUUUCAGUAUCAGUGUGCUUUAAGCCAAUCGGCUUGAGAGUUCUGUCCCCGCCUACCGGACUGAGGCCAUCUUACACUGAGCUUUGCUGUGAGGCGUCAUACAGACACACUGUAUCAGUUUCAGAGCUUGUGACGCUGCUAGUGUAACAGAGUUUUUCCCAAAUGGCGUAAAGGGUUCAAGAAACGACAUGCAAACGAGUUUUUGGCUCUGGCCAAUCCAUCUACACUACUGUAUCCGUCCUGCUCGUGUUCUUGGCAGCUUAAAAACAUUGUAAAUGAAGCAGGCAGAGGAAAAAGUGGGCGUUUCUGUCGACUUGCACUGAAGCAUGGAUUAUGAGAGGAGGGGCGGUCGUGGUGACCGCAUGGGUCGCUAUGGGAAAGAGUCUGAUGAUCAUGACUACAGGGACAUGGACUAUCGUGGCUAUGGACAAGAAAAUGGCUUAGGGCUGAAUAGCAGAUUAACAAAUGCAAGACAGCACGAGCGUGACAAUAGUUUUGAAGGUGUGAGAGACUUUGCCUCAGGCAAAUUCUCGAAUAAUCGCCCCGGAUUCAGCCAAAAGGUGAACCGUGGAUCCAGAGAUAGCCAACUUGAAAAAAGUCUCCUCCAAAGUCCUCCAAAUCAGAACAUCCACUCAAGAUUCCAGCAAGAUGAUAAGGAUUAUGAGUUUGAACCAGAGGUUGAUGCACACGGGAGAAAUAUGCAGACAUUUAGAUCAGGACAGAAGGUGUACCUGGAUGACCAAACGCCAGAUGAAGGUGAAGAAAAUGAGGACAACACCUGGGGCAGAGUUAGAGGACGGCACAACUCUCAGGGCGAAUGCGGUGCUGAAUGGAGAGCUGAGGAAGACAAAUAUUCCAGACAUGUUGGGCACAAACAAGGUCUUCCUGACCAAGUCCAAUCAGCUAAGAGCAAAAUGAGGGAUGGAAUCUACCAGCAUGCUGUGGAAAUGAGCCAGGAGGAGCCAGAACCCCGUGACCAGGACUACAGGUCUGAUACAGAGCCAGUCCAGAAACCCAGCAACAUUGUCAUGCUGAGAAUGCUCCCACCGAAUGCAACCGUUAAUGAGAUUCGGGCUCGGCUGCAGGAGCAGGGGAUCCAGCCCAGGGAAGUUCGCCUCAUGAGGAACAAGUCUUCAGGUCAGAGCAGAGGAUUCGCCUUCGUCGAGUUUAAUCACUUGCAGGAGGCCAGCCGCUGGAUGGAGACCAACCAGAGAGUGCUCACUAUUUUGGGACAGCGAGUAUCUAUGCACUACAGUGACCCAAAGCCCCGUGCUAACGAAGACUGGCUCUGCAAUAAGUGUGGAGUGCAGAACUUCAAACGAAGAGAAAAGUGUUUCAAAUGCGGAGUUCCAAAAUCAGAGGCUGAGCUGAAACUGUCUUUGGUGCCAAAGAGUUUACCUUUGGGUCAGUUAAAGGACUCAGCUCAGGGUUUACUGCCCCUUCCCAUCAUAUACCAGACAGCAUCUCCGAUUCUCAACUUAAGUUCCUCGUCCCAGGCUGCCGAAGUGGCCAAUGACACUCUGAUACUACGGAAUCUGGGACCCCAUACAACACUAGAGGUCAUUUUGUCCGCUUUGGCCCCGUUUGCUACUCUCUCCCCUUCAAAUGUACGGCUCAUCAAAGACAAACAGACACAGCUCAACCGAGGGUUUGCUUUCCUGCAGCUCACUACUAUUGUGGAAGCUUCACAGCUGCUUCAGAUCCUCCAGUCCCUGCAGCCUCCUCUCUCUAUUGACGGCAAGCUCAUCUCUAUAGAGUUUGCCAAGGGCUCCAAACGAGAUGUUUUUCUGGCAGAUGGGAGUCGGGUGAGUGUGGCAACAGUUGCGAGUACAGCUAUAGCUGCAGCUCAGUGGGCCGUCACUCAGACGGCGCAGCUCUCGGGUGCAGCUCCGAGCGGUGAUUUCAGUGUGCACCAGCAGGGGGCAGCAGCUGUGUUUGGGCAAGAGGCCGUGCAGGGUGUCAGAGUAGAGGCGCAACCCUUUAAAGGGCCAGCGGCUGUGGUACUGACUAGCCACACUUCAUUAGGCACUCCUGAUGGAGGAACUACCUCUACAGGAGAAACAGGUGCUACCUCCAUAUUGGCACUCACAGCAUCCCAGACCCAGCUUGUCGCCACGACAACCUCCACACAGGCCAAUCAGGCCCGAGUGGAGAUCAUUGGGAAACCUCAGCCUGCUACCCCAAACCAGCCUGCCACACCUGGAACUGCUUUGGAGUGUCAGCAGUACCCGGAUCCUGACGUGUCCACGUACCAGUAUGAUGAGAACUCUGGCUAUUAUUAUGACCCUCUUACAGGCCUCUACUAUGACCCAAAUUCACAGUACUAUUAUAAUCCUCAUACGCAGCAGUACAUGUACUGGGAUGGGGAAAGACACACGUAUGUUCCUGCCUCAUCACAGACGUCCGAUGACACCACAGAUGCUGCAGCCACGGGAGUGACCUCUGACCUUUCAGGUGCUCCCAACAGCAGUAAGGACAAGAAGGACAAGCCCAAGAAUAAGACAGCACAGCAGAUAGCCAAAGACAUGGAGCGGUGGGCCAAAAGUCUGAACAGGCAGAAAGAGAAUGGCCGAUUGUCCUUGUCAUCCUCGUUGAGUACAAACUCUCGAUUGAUGGCACAGGGUAGACCCGAUGACAGACGGGAAUCUGCCAGCGCGGACGCGGGUUACGCCGUCCUGGAGAUGAAGGGUGCCUUGCUAGAGAGACCUCAGAUUCUGAUGGAACAGAUCACACAUCCAGAAGAAAGAGAAAGUCCUCCUCAGGGUCUGGUGGCAGGCUACAGCGGAGAGACAGACAGUGAGGAGGAGGGCGGAGAGCGAGAGGAGAGACUAACAGACUGGUCUAAACUGGCCUGUCUGCUGUGCAGGAGACAGUUCCCCAGUAAAGAGGCUCUGAUCAGACAUCAGCAGCUCUCUGAGCUGCACAGACAAAACCUGGAGCAGAGGAGAGCCAGACCGGGCCAGCCAGAGACACACGAGCGAUCCGAAACAGAGCUGAGAUACAGGGACCGGGCAGCAGAAAGGAGGGAAAAAGGGGCCGUCCCACAACAACCAGAUGCAAAAAAGAGGAGAUUCAGCCCUGUCAGUGGCGCUGGAUCUCAGAUGCUUCCUGGAAGGAUGGAAAAAGGCUUUUUCUUUCGCAACCUACCAGUGGAGUAAUGGUGUACUUCUUUGGACUUUCUUCAAUACUAAAUGAAACGCCUCAUGUACAGUGUAUGUGUACAAAGCAACAAUGCAGCUGAGAGACCAUCAUCAGGGUGUUUAUCAAAGAUUAGAAUGAUGCGGUAAUGUGCAGAAUAUAUUGGAUUCAGGUUAAGGAAAAACCCUCAGGAUCCUUAAAAAAAAACACUAUACAGCACACGGUUACUGUAGAUAUAGUCCAACUAUGUGACAUUCUUGUACUUUAGCCUAUUGUCAGCUUCCCAGAAAGUAAUUUGUGAACAUUUGUAGAUGGCAUGAAUUUAUGUGAAAAAAAAAAAAAAAAAAAAAGUGUAAUUCUGGGAAGCUGAGAAAAUGAUGUCAGGAUGGAAAACUGGGAUAAUUCAGAAACUAUUUCUUGUAGUUUCUUUUGACUUUUAAUACAUCUUUUUGUCCCUUUUAUAUAUUCUUUGAUGAACAGCCAGUGGCUCUAAGCAGAAGCUUUGCUGAUUUGCCAGUAAGUGUGCUAUGCAUUUUGCAUGUCUCGUAUGACAUGACAGUCUAUGCAGAAAUGACAGACAGCAGGUGUCUGUGAAGACUUGCACAGUAGAUUACUCUUUAGUGAUUAUCUUCAAGAAAAGGCACAGCAGAUGAUUAUGGUUUACUUUAUCAAUUUUUAUUAACCUAAUUUGCAGUAUAUAUAUAUCAUAUGAUUUAUAAGUUGUAUAAGAUUAUAUAAGCUGGUAUACAGUUUUUAAAUGUGAAUUUAAGGUGGCCAGAGUGAGUUUGUGAGUAUAUGUCCUUAUUAGCACUAAGUGCCGUUAUGUUUUCUUUUUUUUGUUUGUUUAUUCAUACAUGCAAAAUCAUUUAUAUGAUUUUCAAAUACUCAUUUUGCUUAAAUGUUAUCAGAAAAGGGUAAAAACAAUAUGAUUUACAUAGUUUGAUAAAUAUGAUUUAGAAAAUAGUUCCUAAUAAGAAUUAUUUUAUGUGAAUAUAGAACUUAACAUAUGAAUAUUGAUAAUGUGACAUGUUUUGAAAGCAGAAUUUUUUUUAUAUAUUGACUCCUUGAUGCAGUAAGAGAAUCUCACAAAACCUGUCAGAAACACGUCUGGGUCUUAUUUCACCACAAAUCCAAAUCAGAAGAUAAUUUACUAAAUUCUAUUUAAUUAUUAGUGCUGUCAAAUGAUUAAUCGAGAUUAAUCGCAUCCAAAAUAAACGUUUGUUUACACAUAAUAUAUGUGUGUGUACAGUGUAUAUUUAUUAUAAAUGUAUAUAUUUAAGAAAUAUUUACGUGUGUGUGUGUGUAUAUAUAUAUAUAUAUAUAUAUAUAUAUAUAUGUGUAUAUAUAAAUAUAAAUAUUUUAUAUAAUAUAUUUUUGUUAAAUACAUACAUGCUUGUGUGUAUUUAUAUAUACGUAAUAAAAAUACACAGUACACACACGUAUAUUAUGUAAACAAACCUUUAUUUUGGAUGCGAUUAAUUGCGAAUAAUCGUUUGGCAGCACUAUUAAUUAUACAAAAAGAAAUAUAGCUUAUUUUUAGGACCAUUACGAUUUUUUUAUGUUGUAUUGUGACAUUUUCAUUCCAGUUCAGCAUGUUGUUAUUAACAUAGUGUGGAAAAAAAUUAUCCUUUUUACUGUAAUUUGGGGAAAAGAGGCUUUUUUUUUUUUUUUUUAAUUUUGCUCUGAAAUAUGACUUUGUGAGACAUUUCUUCCUGAGAUUCAAUGACGUUUGUAUUGAGUGAAUUUGUUCUCUACAACCCAAUAUGUGUUGAAAGAAUGCAUUUGCACAAUACAGCUUCCUAUAUGACGUCA
This is a messenger RNA of Ctenopharyngodon idella (grass carp), 5144 nucleotides long. It is a transcript of the gene rbm10, whose product is annotated as RNA binding motif protein 10. The record is from RefSeq and is a predicted model, not a curated record. Gene Ontology annotation, molecular function: RNA binding. Gene Ontology annotation, cellular component: nucleus. The transcript has 25 exons. Lineage: Eukaryota; Metazoa; Chordata; Actinopteri; Cypriniformes; Xenocyprididae. The coding region runs from base 521 to 3352 and encodes 943 amino acids. Gene Ontology annotation, biological process: mRNA splicing, via spliceosome.